CAUUAUUUUUGUUCAGCGGAGUAACGUCCUGUCGGCUGCCCCAUACCCGCCGCCGUGCCUGGAUUUUCACUUGCUUCUCAUUUUCUGGAGUUUUCCCCGUCUUCCUUAUUUUUCCUGUAACUCUGACUUUGGCUGCAAACGGACAAAGAGAGAGAAAGGGGUCUGUGGCCGAUCAAAAAAGCAACCUCAGGAUGUCAGGAUCCUUAAAACUACAAAAGAAACAGCAGGAUCGGGACCUUGAGAUGCACUAUGAGAGCAGCUAUCACCAAAGCUCCCUGUCGUCUGUUAGCCGCCGGUCUUAUGCUGCUUAUGUGAGCGGUCAUGGGCACAAGACAUCAGGGAAGAAGAAAGUGGAGAAGAAACUGAGCGUGAUCCCCAAAAAAGACAAGAGCUCUUACCUGGCAGUGGACAAAGAAAACGAGGUCAUCGGAUACGUCGUGCCAGUCUUUAGAAGCAGUCAUUUAGCCACUCAGGAUCUGAUGGAGACUCAGGAGGAGGUGAAGGAAGAGGGUGUGGGGUAUGUCGUGAUGAGGAACCUGUUCUCCAGGGAGACUGACUUCAAAAUGAGAACUGAGAAGAAGACCAGGGAGAUCACUAUGAGAGAGUCUGCCGAUCGCCUUGUUCUGGGCAGAAAGAUGCACGAGAGAGAAGAGUUUCAGAAGAAGAUGAAUCCAGACAGUUUAACUCACCCCCCAGAGUUCAUUGUGAAACCACGUGGCCAGACCGUGUGGGAGGGGAAGAGUGUGAAACUGCACUGCACUGUGGCUGGAUGGCCCAAACCCCGUGUUGCCUGGUACAAAAACAAUGUUGUAAUCGAUGUUAAGGCUCACCCUGAGAAAUACAUCACAGAGAGCCAAUACAACAUGCAUUCUCUGGAAAUCAUAAACUGUGAUUUUAGUGACACUGCUGAGUAUCGGAUCUCUGCACUCAACAUGAAGGGAGAGAGUUCUGCCUUUGCCCCUGUCAUUGUUAAAAGAUUCAAAGAUGGAGAAAAGGUGAUUGAAAGGCCUCACGGUUACAGCCCUGAAUAUGGUGUCACCUUCAAUACGACCAUUAUUGAUAAGUUUGGUGUUUCAUUCGGCCGUGAGGGAGAGACCAUGAGUUUGGGCUGUACAGUCAUUGUCUACCCCAAUAUCAAGCGCUACCAGCCAGAGAUCGUGUGGUACAGAGAUGGAGUUGUCUUGUCACCUUCUAAAUGGGUUAACAUGCAUUGGAGUGGUGAGAGAGCCACUUUGACUCUUGUGCACCUCAACAAAGAAGACGAGGGUCUCUACACCCUGCGUGUCAACACCAAGUCUGGCUUUGACACCCACUCUGCCUAUGUAUUCGUCAGAGAUGCUGAUGUAGAGGAGGAAGGGGUUCCUGUUGCUCCUCUUGAUGUGCAUUGCCAUGACGCUAAUAAAGAUUAUGUGGUUGUUACCUGGAAGCAGCCAGCAGUGGAGGGCAGCAGUCCCAUCAUGGGCUACUUCAUUGACAGGUGUGAGGUUGGCACUCACCACUGGGCCCAGUGUAAUGACACUCCAGUGAAGUAUGCCCGUUUUCCUGUCACUGGGCUUAUUGAGGGCCACUCCUACUCUUUCAGGGUGCGAGCCCUCAAUAAAGUUGGAGUGAGCCGUUCAUCUCGUGCCUCUGACCCUGUAGCUGCCAUGGACCCAGCAGAUCGCGCCCGCCUUAGAGGUCCCUCUGCUCCAUGGACUGGAAUGAUCAAAUUCACUGAGGAAGACCAUACUGUGGGGGUUGUCCCUGAUCCGCCCACUGACCUGGCUGUCACUGAAGCUACUAAAAGUUACAUGGUACUGAGCUGGAAGCCACCUGUUCAGAGAGGACAUGAGGGUGUCAUGUAUUAUGUGGAGAAGUGUUUGGUGGGUACAGACACAUGGCAGAGGGUGAACACUGGGAUCCCAGUGAAGUCUCCACGCUUUGCCCUGUUUGACCUUGCUGAGGGUAAAUCUUACAGCUUCCGUGUGCGCAGCUGUAACUCUGCCGGAGUUGGAGAGCCAUCAGAAGAAACUGAGGAGACUACUGUGGGAGACAGAUUGGACCUGCCCUCUGUCCCAGGGCCUGUUGUUCCCACCAGAAACACUGACUCCUCUGUGGUGGUGACAUGGGGGGCAUCUAAGGAGGUUAAGAAUCUGGUGGGCUAUUACAUCGAAGUUAGUGUCAGUGGCAGCAAUGUGUGGGUUCCCUGCAACAACAAGCCAGUCAAAGGCACAAGGUUUGUGUGCCAUGGACUGAACACAGGGGACAAAUGCGUGUUUAGGGUGAAGGCGCUGAAUGCUGCAGGAUAUAGUGAAAGCACCAGCGAAUCUGAAGUCUGCCUUGUGAAAUCAGGCAUUGCUGUCCCAAGCCCUCCCACUGGUGUGAUUCUGCUGGAGAGUGCUCGUGACUACAUGGUGCUGGGCUGGCAAGCUCCUGCUAAGACUGGUGGAGCAGACAUCAGAGGUUACUAUCUGGACUACAGAACAGUUAAGGAUGGAGCCACAAGCAAGUGGCAUGAGCUUAACCUCCAGGCAGUCAAUGCCACAUCCUAUAAGGUGACAGACCUGAAGGAAAACGUAAUCUACCAGUUCCAGGUGCGUGCAUUCAACCAGGCUGGUAUUAGUGAAGGCUCUAUACCCAGUAUCCCCUUGGAGUGCAAGGAAUGGACUGUUGCUGUUCCAGGCCCUCCUCAUGGCCUACAUGUCCUGGAGGUGCGCAAGGACUCCUUGGUGCUUUUGUGGGAACCACCCACAUUCAAUGGCCGCAGUCCUGUGACUGGAUAUUAUGUGGACUUCAAGGAGGAAAAUGGCAAAUGGAGAUGUGUCCAAGAGAGAUCCACAAAGAUGACUUACAUGAAGGCAUUUGGUCUCCAAGAGGGCAUUUCUUACAGGCUGCGCGUCUAUGCUAAGAAUUUGGCGGGUGUUGGAGGACCCUCAAAAGCAACUGAUGCUAUUUUGGCACAGACCCGCCCUGGAAUCAAUGAGAUAAUGGUGGAUGUGGAUGACGAUGGCGUGAUCUCUCUGAUCUUCGAGUGCUCCGACCUUAAAGAGGGUUCUCAGUUUGUGUGGUCUAAAAACUACAAGGCCCUCACUGACACCUCUCAUCUCACCAUUCAAACUGUUGGGGGCAAGUCCAGAGCCAUAUUUAAUGCCCCAUCUUUGGAGGACUUGGGCAUUUACUCCUGUGUGAUAACCAACACUGAUGGAGUGUCUGCCAGCUACAAGCUCACUGAGGAAGGACUUAAGCGCUUGCUGGACAUCAGCCAUGAUCACAAGUUCCCAAUAAUUCCCUUCAAAUCUGAAAUGGCCAUUGAGCUUCAGGAGAAGGGACGUGUGCGUUUCUGGGCUGAAGUUGCCAAGUUUACUUCUAACUGCCAAGUGGAAUAUGUCUUCAAUGAUAAUAUUAUCACUGAAGGAAAGAAGUACAUAAUGAACUUUAACAAGAGCACUGGCAUCAUUGAGCUAUUCAUGGACUUAUUGGAAGUUACUGAUGAAGGAACCUUCACAUUCAACCUUGUUGAUGGCAAAGCAAAAGGUCGGACCAGCUUAGUGCUUAUUGGAGAAGAGUUUGCAGAGCUUCAGAAGAAAUCUGAGUUUGAGAGAGCAGAGUGGGUCAGAAGACAAGGUCCACACUUUGUGGAGUACCUUAGUUUCGAGGUCACCCCAGAGUGUGAUGUGCAUUUGAAAUGCAAGGUUGGAAACAUCAAACCUGCCACUGAGAUUGCCUGGUUUAAGGAUGGAAUUGAGAUUGAAGAGGAGGAUGAGGAUGCAAAGAAGAUCAGAAAAUCUCCUGAAGAGUUGACCUUUGAUAUUGGCAAGAUUUCAAAAAAAGAUGCUGGAGUAUAUGAGGUCAAAUUGAAGGAUGAGAGAGGAAAGGACAAAACUUUACUGAAUCUGACAGAAGCAGGUUAUCAGGCAGUGCUGAACGAAGUGUUUAGAGUUAUUGCCAACUCUUCUACUGAGCUCAAGGUUAUGAGCACAGAACAUGGUAUCAUUCUGUACUCCUUUGUUGUGCACUGUAUUGAAGAUCUUCGUGUUGGCUGGCUCCACAAAGAAUCCAAGAUCUCCCACUCAGACAGAGUGCAGUGUGGAGUCACUGGAGAACAGCUGUGGCUCAAAAUUAAUGAGCCAACAGAGAAGGAUAAGGGCAAAUAUGCUAUUGAUAUCUUUGAUGGCAAAGGUGGCGUCAAGAGGGUUAUCGACCUGUCAGGACAAGUAUGGGAGGAAGCAUUUGAAGAAUUCAAGAGGCUGAAGGCAGCAGCCAUAGCAGAGAGAAAUCGUGCCCGUGUUGUUGGCGGCCUGCCAGAUGUUGUCACUAUUCAGGAGGGCAAGUCUCUGAACCUCACUGGCAACGUAUGGGGUGAUCCUGUUCCUGAGGUCAGCUGGAUAAAGAAUGAGAGACAGCUGGUGUGUGAUGAGCACUACUCACUGAAGUUUGAACACGGCAAGUUUGCCAGCAUCACCAUCGCUGCUGUUACCACUGCCGACUCAGGGAAAUAUGCCCUGCAGGUGAAGAACAAGUACGGCAUAGAGGCAGCAGAGUUCACUGUCAGUGUCUACUUCCCAGAGGAUGAAGCAGAGAAGAAAGAGUAAAGAGAGACACAGAGGGAGAGAGGGGUUCAACAAAUGACCAGUAUAUCUUCCAAAGCCUUUUAAUUCAAAGCAUGUAUUGUUUACAGGUAUAUGCAAGAAAUGACAUGAGCAAACAACAUGGCAAAAUUCUAGGAGUUUGGCAUGUAUGGUGUGAGCAGGUUAGGUCUGGUUUUAAUUUCAGGCCUUGUAACUCAGGACUAACAUAGCAUCACUUUUUAACACUGGGUUAAGCAACGUUUCGUACUUGUAAUUUUGAAAGGGGGUUAGCACUGCUUUUAACCCUGGGUUAUGAAGCCUUAUCCAGAAAUGUUAACUCUGAAUUAUGGUGCCAAAUGUAUACAUUGUAAACUACUAACCCAAGGUAAAGUAUAAACAGUGUUGGGAAAACCGUCUUGACAUUUGAGAUGGAUAUGAUUUGAAUUAAACAGCUUUGGGUGUUGCUUUAAAAGCACAAACUGGAACAUAGCAUAUGCAAAAGUAGCAUGUACCUCAGCUGUUGUCUCAUUUAAAUUAAAAGUGGUUUGUUGUUUCCAUGUGAAUCUACUGCUCUGUGAUACAAUGUAUCAUAUUAUAAAAAUGACCCAAGAUUCUCAUUCUAUGGAAGACAACAGAAUUUCAAGUUGGUUAAAGAUUACAAAGCCAAUAACGUAAGAUAUUAUGUAAAAGCAAGAGAAACAUAUGCACAAUCUAAAUCUGAAGUUUUUUGUUUUAUGCUAUAUGUCUGCUUUUUGUUGCUUGAUGCAUUUUGUGUAUUUAUACAUUGUAAAAACUACAAUUUGGUCCUGAUAAAGAGUAGGAAGAGUCAGUGGCACUGUUGUAAGGCAGUUUUAUCUGCAUAGGUUCUUCAGAUAGCACAGAAGCCUUUAUGUGAGACUAGUGCCUCUCUAGCUAUCAUUUUUUUUUUUUUUUUCAGAAACAUUUGUUGAUUUGUGCACUCUUAUUGGCUGGCACAUAGCUUAAUCUCAAAACCAAUAGCCAGUGCUAUGCAAUAAAUUAACCCAUUGCAAUGAAGAAAAUGUGUCUGACUUGAAAUCCUGUACAGCCUGGACUGUAGCAAGGACCUGUACUGUCAAGUUUUUUUUUUUUUUUUUCUUCAUGGUAUGCUAAAUCUACUAAAUAACCAAAUAAAUACUAGCAGAUGCUAAAUAUAC
This is a messenger RNA of Myxocyprinus asiaticus (Chinese sucker), 5722 nucleotides long. RefSeq names its product myomesin-2-like. NCBI's taxonomy places the organism in Eukaryota, Metazoa, Chordata, Actinopteri, Cypriniformes, Catostomidae. The transcript is spliced from 37 exons. Gene Ontology annotation, molecular function: protein binding. The record is from RefSeq and is a predicted model, not a curated record. The coding region runs from base 192 to 4571 and encodes 1459 amino acids.